This is a messenger RNA of Dreissena polymorpha, 1208 nucleotides long. RefSeq lists its product as uncharacterized. The transcript is spliced from 3 exons. Bases 336 to 1208 code for a protein of 290 amino acids. The record is from RefSeq and is a predicted model, not a curated record. NCBI's taxonomy places the organism in Eukaryota, Metazoa, Mollusca, Bivalvia, Myida, Dreissenidae.
AAGUCUAGCUUCCGUGGAUAGUGUCCUUUUAUUUCUUUUACCCAGAAUCCAUUUAACAUCGAUAACACUAUAGCUGAUAAAUAUAUAGAUGUUUUUUUGGCAUACCAUCAGUGACAGUGGUUACUUUUUUCUUUUUUGUAGGAACAUUGCCAAUACCACCAAAUAAGAAAAAAAGUACAUCACAAGCAGUUAUAAGUCCAGGAACAAAUCUGGCCUCCAAAAGUCAACUUUCUGGUCUGUCCCAGACUAAAACUUCUACAAGUCAGUCCCUGACCAUAUAUAGUAAAAGUUCUAAUUCUGGUCAGUCCCAGACCAAAACUGCUUCAAGUAAGUCCAUGACCAAAAAUAGGCAAGGUUCUAUUUCUGGUCAGUCCCAAACCAAAAUUGCUCCAAGUAAGUCCCAGAGCAAAACUACUCUAAGUCAGUCCAAGAGCAAAAGUACUCCAAGUCAGCCUCAGGCAAAUAAAAGUAGUUCAGGUUCCCUUACUGGUCAGAACAAGACCAAAACUAUUUAUAGAUCACGGUCAAGGUCCUCUUCCAUGUCAAGUUUACCAUUGAGGUCAAGGUCUCAAAGUAGGUCUAGGUCAAGGUCGUCUUCAUUAGGACAGAUUAAUAUGUCACCCUUUAUGUCCAGCACUAUGUUAGAAGACAAGUCAUGCAGGUCAAGGUCUAGAUCAAAAUCCAAUGAGUCUAGAUCAAGGUCAAAAUCUAAAACGUAUCGCCAUAAUCGUUCCCACAGGUCUAGGUCAAAAUCAUAUAGGUCUAGAUCAAGAACAAAUGAAUCUAGUUCUCAGUCAAAAAAUAAAGAGUAUCGAAAAUACAGGUCUCGGUCAAAGUCAUACAGGUCUAGAUCUAGGUCAAGAUCCAAUGAAUCAUAUGCUAGGUCAAUAGACAGGUCCAACAGGUCAUCCCGCAAGUCAUUUGACCGAUCAGACAGGUCAGUUGUUCCCCCGGACAACUCAACUCGGAAGUCAUCGACUAAUAAAACUGAGGACAAAUUUCCUAUGCCAGAAGCACGAUUUCAGAGACGUGUUUUGUUCAAACUCUGCGAGUUAAGUGCAGAAAUACAGUCUUUGAAAAGAAUAAAAAGUGUACGACAAGUCGGGACUGUUGAAGAAGAGGACUUUUUCCAGGCAGAUUCUAUUGAUGAGUUCAAUCUGUUGGACGAGAGAAUAAAAGGACCAGAGGAACGACAAAAAAUGGUUUAG